AUGCUCAAGAUCGGCCUGAUCAACAGACCCAGCCUGAUCUCCGACCCCUCCAACCACGCCCCCUCGGCCGACUACCCCCACCACCAAGCCAACCAUCAGACCAUCACCUCCGUCCUCGGCCAGGUCGAGAAAGUCAUCGAAGUCAUCCGCAGACGACAAAGCCCAAAAGCUAUCGAAACCCCCCAACGGGUUCAUUUCAUCAUCCAAUACGCCGUCAUCCGGGCGCCGGGGGGGACCUAUGGCCAGCAGGCGUUGGCAUGUUGCCCGCCCGCCUGGUUCACCGAUUGGGCGCCUCGAGGUGGCGUGAGGCCGGGGUGCUCGUGGGGGGGCGCCUUCGGGCCGGACGAGGGGCGACAUGAUGCUGGAUCGGCAUGA
Molecule: messenger RNA, 375 nt
Organism: Puccinia triticina
Lineage: Eukaryota; Fungi; Basidiomycota; Pucciniomycetes; Pucciniales; Pucciniaceae
Exons: 4
Coding region: 1-375 (124 amino acids)
Source: RefSeq, a predicted model, not a curated record